CUGCAUGCGCGGCCCCAAAAGAAUGGAUUCGUGAUUCCCGCCCGUAGAUAAGGGAUCCGAUCCGGCAUCGUUCCCGUUUCGUUUUCCGACUCAACGAAGCUUCCCGCUGCCCCUCGACAACCUCUAUCUUUCCUCUCCCCCCUACCUUACUGUGCCUCCUUCUUACGAUUCCGAUUCCUCUAGUCUUCAGACAACGCCCGAGUCUUCAUGUCGCAUGCUACUGGCUUCGUCGAUAUCGAUAUGAACACUGCUCCUCCGAUAGUACACUAAAACACCAAAACACCUACCAUAACCCCAACCGUCGCAAAAGACCCUCCCCUCUCCCCGACUCUUCGCCGUCAUCGGUGCCGAUUAUCGCUGCCGUCUCUCGCCGACGAACAAUCUUCCUUCCGCCACCAGGCGGCCGAAGCAUGAUAUCUUGAGAACAUCAUUCCAUCGUCGCCUAGUCUGCAGAAGCAAUGUCAGGUCCACGGGAGAAAGAGCUGCACCGCGCUCGGCUGGUUGCCAGCGUUGCAGCCACGGUCAUUUCUCUAGCAUGCGGUACCAACUACGUUUACUCGGCGUGGUCCCCUCAAUUUGCCGAGCGAUUGAAGCUCUCCUCGACCGAAACGAAUCUCAUUGGCCUUUCCGCCAAUCUGGGAAUGUACUCUUUGGGCGUUCCUGUCGGCAUGCUCGUUGAUCACAAAGGACCUCGCUCCGCUGUCAUUAUUGGCUCCGUCCUGCUCGCCCUCGGAUACUUCCCGUUCCACAUCGCCUACGAUCGCGCGGCUGGCCCCGUGCCGCUUCUCUGCUUCUUUUCAUACCUGUCUGGCCUCGGCGGAUGUCUGGCUUUCGCCGCCUCUGUCAAGACAUCCGCUCUCAAUUGGCCUCAUCAUCGGGGGACUGCCACCGCUUUCCCCCUGGCUGCUUUUGGUCUGAGUGCCUUCUUCUUUUCGACGUUUGGGAGUCUAUUCUUCCCCGGGAACACCAGCGCUUUCCUGGCCUUACUGUCCAUCGGGACCUGCGGUUUAACCUUCUUCGGUUUCUUCUUCCUGCGCGUCUAUCCUCAUGCCACCUAUCACAGCCUGCCAGCAAGCGAUGGUCUUUCCGGCUCGCAACAGCUUCGACGCACUUCUUCGGAAGAGGCUAAGCCCAACCGACCCGGCUAUGGGCACCGCGGCGCUCCGGUUGAACCUGGUACGUCGCCCAAACUUAACAAUACCACUACCACAAUCAACUCCACCGCCGACCACGAGCCGGUUCAUCCCGAGUACGAAUCGUCCGCGCCGUCUCGCGAGGCUGAUGAGGCGCAAAUCGAAGCCGUCGAAGCCGAUGAUUAUGAGCCCGACGAGACGUCCUCGCUGGUGUCGAGCUCCUCUUCUAUGCCCGGUGAUGUCUUUGUGCAGAGCAGUGUUGAUCUGGAUCGUUCUCAUCGAGUAGAUAUUCGUGGCUGGGCUCUUUUGCGUGAAAUCGAUUUUUGGCAAUUUUUCCUCAUCAUGGGCAUUCUUACUGGUAUCGGUUUGAUGACAAUCAACAACAUUGGAAACGACGUAAAGGCCCUCUGGCGUCAUUAUGACGAGUCGGUGGAUGAGGCCUACCUCAUCACGAAGCAGCAGAUGCACGUGUCCAUUCUAUCGAUUGGAAGCUUCGCAGGCAGACUUCUCAGCGGUGUCGGCUCCGACUUUAUCGUAAAAGUCCUUCACGGCAGUCGAGUGUGGUGCCUUGUGGCAUCCAGUGCCGUGUUCUUCGUGGCACAGCUCAUGGCCCUCCACGUCACUAACCCUCAUCUGCUUGGACUGGUCUCAGGCCUGUCUGGUAUCGCGUACGGUUUCCUCUUCGGGGUCUUCCCUUCCAUCGUGGCCGAGACCUUUGGUAUUCACGGCCUGAGCCAGAACUGGGGGCUUAUGACGCUCUCGCCCGUGGUGUCUGGUAACGUAUUCAACAUCUUCUACGGCAGAAUCUACGACAGGCACAGCGUCGUGGGCCCGGAUGGCGAGCGCGUCUGCCACGACGGGCUGGACUGCUAUCGUGCGGCUUAUUUGAUGACACUUGGCGCAUGCUCAAUCGGGCUGGUGCUCACCCUGUGGGUCAUCCGUCACCAGCGAGUGAAGUGGGCAAAAGAGGAGAAGAUGAAGGCGGAGCAGGAUGACUGAGAUACAUUGCUCAGGGUGAAUCCAAAAGUGUAGGAGGGCGAUGAGGGAGGUCCAAAACUGUCCCUUACAACUCUUGACACGAAGUCGUCUCUGCGAACACGGCCGGCUGUCAAGUCCUCAACAUAGAUUUAACGUCAACGGCCAUAGAUAACUCAUAGAGGGAAGGCGUUCGGGGCAGCUGUUGAUUAGUUUUUCGGUUCAUGAGUAUCGACACUCGCUACCACAGCGGAC
Colletotrichum scovillei is the source of this 2363-nucleotide messenger RNA. RefSeq names its product major facilitator superfamily transporter. The transcript has 4 exons. Gene Ontology annotation, biological process: transmembrane transport. The record is from RefSeq and is a predicted model, not a curated record. Gene Ontology annotation, molecular function: transmembrane transporter activity. Gene Ontology annotation, cellular component: membrane. NCBI's taxonomy places the organism in Eukaryota, Fungi, Ascomycota, Sordariomycetes, Glomerellales, Glomerellaceae. The coding region runs from base 459 to 2132 and encodes 557 amino acids.